This is a messenger RNA of Arachis duranensis, 812 nucleotides long. Its product is annotated as mavicyanin. The record is from RefSeq and is a predicted model, not a curated record. Gene Ontology annotation, cellular component: plasma membrane. The transcript is spliced from 2 exons. The coding region runs from base 123 to 668 and encodes 181 amino acids. NCBI's taxonomy places the organism in Eukaryota, Viridiplantae, Streptophyta, Magnoliopsida, Fabales, Fabaceae. Gene Ontology annotation, molecular function: electron transfer activity.
ACCAUCCAUCAACAUUUUCCUCACUAUAUUUCGUAACUACCAUUCUUCCAUCUUCAGCUACGCGCAAAUUAAACUCAUCAGAUCUAAUACUCUUCACUUUCUCCCCUUUCGCUCGACGGAAAAUGAGUCGGAGAAUGUCUGGUGCUCUUCUUCUUCUUGCUUUUGUUGUGGUUGCAACCAGCAAAUGGCGUGUGGUGGCGGAGCUGCACCAUGUCGUUGGUGGUGAUCGUGGCUGGGAUCCCGAUUCUGACCUCCUUUCAUGGUCUAAUCACAGGGUCUUUAAGGUCGGAGACCAAAUCUGGUUCACAUACUCAGUGGCGCAGGGACUAAUAGCUGAGGUGGAAAGCAGAGAAGAAUAUGAAGCAUGUGAUGUGAGGAACCCUAUCAGGAUGUACAACGAGGGACUCCAUACCGUACCACUUGAGAGGGAAGGGAUCAGGUACUUCGCCAGCACAGACCCUCAAAACUGCAAGACUGGUCUUAAGCUACACCUUCACGUUCUUCCCAACGAUCAUGAUAAUCAUGAUAAUGCACCCCCAGUCACCAAAACAGUUGAGGCUGUUGCACCCUCUACCCCUUCUUCUGCUUAUUCUCUCUCUUAUCAUUAUUGUCAUGGAACGAUUCUUGCGCUUGUGCUUAUGUUCUUUGUCACCAUGCUCCUUGCUUAGCUUCUUCAUGCAUGGUACAAGCAAGCACAUAUAUUUACAUGUAUGAGAGGAGAACAAUAAUACAGAAUAUUUUCAGAUCUUUCCUCUUAUGUAUCUAUUUUUUUUAAAAAAAAGGAACAUAUUAUUUUUGUAUGAAUGAUUAAA